GGAGGAGGAGGAGGACGUUCGGCCUGCGCAGUGAGAUGUUUGUCCGUCGCCGCCGCCGCCGCCAUCGCGGAGGAGCGCGAUAAAGGGAGCCGAGCCGGGCGUGAGGGGGACCCCGCGGAGCCGCCGCAUGACCAUGGAUGAAAAAUACGUAAACAGCAUUUGGGACCUUCUGAAAAAUGCAAUUCAAGAAAUCCAGCGUAAGAAUAACAGUGGUCUUAGUUUUGAGGAGCUCUAUAGAAAUGCGUAUACAAUGGUUUUACAUAAACAUGGAGAAAAGCUCUACACUGGACUAAGAGAAGUUGUUACUGAACAUCUCAUAAAUAAGGUGAGAGAAGAUGUACUAAAUUCAUUGAAUAACAACUUUCUUCAAACACUAAAUCAAGCUUGGAAUGAUCAUCAGACAGCUAUGGUGAUGAUUAGAGACAUACUAAUGUAUAUGGACCGUGUAUAUGUACAGCAAAAUAAUGUGGAGAAUGUCUACAAUUUGGGGUUAAUUAUUUUUCGAGAUCAAGUUGUACGUUAUGGGUGUAUUAGGGAUCAUCUUCGGCAAACUCUGUUGGAUAUGAUUGCAAGAGAGCGGAAAGGAGAAGUUGUAGACAGAGGCGCAAUAAGAAAUGCUUGUCAGAUGUUAAUGAUUUUAGGUCUUGAAGGAAGAUCAGUCUAUGAAGAAGAUUUUGAGGCUCCUUUUUUGGAAAUGUCUGCAGAAUUUUUUCAGAUGGAAAGCCAGAAGUUUUUAGCAGAAAACAGUGCUUCAGUAUAUAUAAAGAAAGUAGAAGCUAGAAUUAAUGAAGAAAUAGAGCGGGUGAUGCACUGCCUUGACAAAUCAACCGAAGAGCCCAUUGUAAAAGUGGUUGAGAGGGAACUGAUUUCCAAGCACAUGAAGACUAUAGUAGAAAUGGAGAAUUCUGGGCUAGUACAUAUGUUGAAGAAUGGAAAGACAGAAGACCUGGCUUGCAUGUACAAGUUGUUUAGUCGUGUGCCAAAUGGUUUGAAGACGAUGUGUGAAUGUAUGAGUUCUUAUUUGAGGGAGCAAGGUAAAGCCCUUGUUUCUGAGGAAGGAGAAGGAAAGAAUCCUGUUGAUUAUAUCCAGGGCUUACUGGAUCUGAAGAGUAGGUUUGAUCGCUUCCUCCAGGAAUCAUUCAAUAAUGACCGGCUUUUUAAACAGACUAUCGCUGGUGACUUUGAAUAUUUUCUCAACCUCAACUCCAGGUCCCCUGAAUACCUCUCAUUAUUUAUUGAUGAUAAGCUGAAAAAGGGAGUAAAAGGGCUAACAGAACAAGAAGUAGAAACAAUAUUGGAUAAGGCAAUGGUCCUUUUUAGGUUUAUGCAAGAGAAAGAUGUAUUUGAACGUUAUUAUAAACAGCACUUGGCAAGGAGGCUUCUCACAAAUAAAAGUGUUUCUGAUGACUCUGAAAAAAAUAUGAUAUCUAAAUUAAAGACUGAAUGUGGAUGUCAGUUUACAUCAAAACUGGAAGGAAUGUUUAGGGAUAUGAGCAUCUCAAACACAACUAUGGAUGAAUUCAGGCAACAUCUACAGGCAACUGGCGUAUCUUUGGGUGGUGUUGAUCUCACGGUCCGGGUGCUCACGACUGGAUAUUGGCCCACUCAGUCAGCCACACCAAAGUGCAACAUCCCACCAGCACCAAGACAUGCUUUUGAAAUAUUUAGAAGGUUCUACUUAGCCAAACACAGUGGCCGACAGCUCACACUCCAGCAUCAUAUGGGCUCUGCAGAUCUCAAUGCCACUUUUUAUGGUCCAGUUAAAAAGGAAGAUGGAUCUGAAGUUGGUGUUGGAGGUGCACAAGUGACUGGCUCAAAUACUCGGAAGCACAUAUUACAAGUCUCCACCUUCCAGAUGACUAUAUUAAUGCUCUUCAAUAAUAGAGAAAAAUAUACAUUUGAGGAAAUUCAACAAGAGACAGAUAUCCCAGAAAGAGAGCUGGUUAGAGCCCUACAGUCACUUGCCUGCGGUAAACCAACACAGCGGGUUCUCACAAAAGAGCCGAAGUCAAAAGAAAUAGAAAAUGGUCACAUAUUCACAGUUAAUGACCAGUUCACAUCCAAAUUGCACAGAGUUAAGAUUCAAACAGUUGCUGCCAAACAGGGUGAAUCCGACCCAGAAAGGAAAGAAACAAGGCAAAAAGUCGAUGAUGACAGAAAACAUGAGAUAGAAGCUGCUAUAGUGCGGAUAAUGAAAUCUAGGAAGAAGAUGCAGCACAAUGUUUUAGUAGCAGAGGUAACUCAGCAGUUGAAGGCUCGAUUCUUGCCAAGUCCAGUUGUUAUUAAGAAACGUAUUGAAGGACUUAUUGAGAGAGAAUAUUUGGCACGAACACCUGAGGAUCGCAAAGUGUACACAUAUGUAGCAUAAAAUGCAUUCAAAAAUUUGAUUUAUUCUUGGACCGUACUCUUCGCAUGGACUGGGAAGUUCUUUUAAAUCAUUAUUAUUAAGACGACCAUCUCUUCUAUUAAAAUUACAGUACAUGUUCUAGACCAUUCAGAUUGAGCCUUUACUCCCUUUGAGAGUUUUCAACAUCAGUUGAUUGAGCUUCAGGCUUUACAACGUUUAUCCCUGUAGAGAUCAUCUUUACAGUUCCUCGGGAAAAUGUGAAUGUGCCGCAUUUUGUUUUCAAUACUGUAUGAAAACAGAAAAAAAAAUAAAAAACAAAUUUAGAAACUACAGCUCAUUAAAAUAAAAUUGUUGGAUUUCAUUUCCCCAGGUCUUCAUUGUUGAUGUAAAUGUGUUUCUGUAGUGUUGCCAAUUAGCACUUUGCGCAUUGUGUAAGUUGGGUAACAAAAGUGGCAGAAGAAAUGCAAAUUUUCCGGUUUCCUUGCUCUACUUAAAACCGUUCUUUAACUAGUCCUGUUUGAUUUAGAGGUUUGAUGGAUAUACAAAAAUCAAAGCAUCCAAUUUGAGCAUGCUUUAUGCUACCAACUUGCACUAACUAACCUUAUAGCAUUAUGAUCAGGAACCUUUGUUACACACACCCUCACUUGUUUUUUCCCUGUUGUAAUUUGAGAGUUCCCAAAUUAAGACUUAAAAUAAUUAGGUUUUAUUCUGAGUUAUUUCUAGAGAAAGAAAAUAUUUUAGUAUGUAUAAAUUGUAUAAUAAUUUGCUGUUGUACUCACUAAUAGUGGAUUGUAUAGGAUGGUGUUUUAUUUCAUCUAUUAUAGACAAAAAUAAGUGAAUUUUAAGUAUACACAUACCCACUAACUCAAGUAUUUCUGAGCACAAAAUUGGCAGCUGGUUAUAUUUAAUUCAGCCCCUUUGAGAAGCACAUACGGUCUACACUUCUUUUAUAAAUACUUUAGGCUCCCCCGCCACCCACACACACCCAUACACACUUUAAGUAUGUAUUUUGGUGAAACUGUGGUACAUUAUUAACUAUCUGUUUCAAAAUGGAAUCUAAAAAUGCAAUAAAUAUGAUUCCCUUGAUAGUUUUAACAAAAUCUUCAGUUCUUGCAGCUCUGUUUUGGAAAAUGAGUUAAGCAAUAUUUUUCAAACCUGGUUAAUUCUGGAUAUUUAACUGUUCUCUGAAGAAGCAUCGUUUCAUGUUUUCAACGAUGUGCAUUGUGCUGAAGAUUCAUGUGACUUAUCCUGUGCUUCCAAUUAUCACCAAUGUUUUUUACCUGAUUGAUCUGCUGAUGAAGGAUUAUACUUUGCUGUAACUUCAGAGUAUUUUUAUUGUUAAUUUUAUUUUCAUUUUUAUUCUCUAUAAGAGUGUCUCACUAAAGAUUUCUGUUGGAUAGAAAAAUGAAAUGUUACUAAUAAGUUCAAAUAGCCCACCCUGGAUUGACUGUCAUUAUUGUUGAUACAUUUACUAAAACGUAUGUCUCAGAAGAUGAUUUUUGUUUAAAUUUACAGGGGAUUCUAAUAUGGAUUAAAAACGCCACAUAUUUUCCUCA
Messenger RNA from Chinchilla lanigera (long-tailed chinchilla), 3903 nucleotides. It is a transcript of the gene Cul3, whose product is annotated as cullin 3. Gene Ontology annotation, molecular function: ubiquitin protein ligase binding. Gene Ontology annotation, cellular component: Cul3-RING ubiquitin ligase complex. NCBI's taxonomy places the organism in Eukaryota, Metazoa, Chordata, Mammalia, Rodentia, Chinchillidae. Gene Ontology annotation, biological process: ubiquitin-dependent protein catabolic process; protein ubiquitination. The record is from RefSeq and is a predicted model, not a curated record.